AUGACGAUUUCCUUAACGGAAGAUCUAUGGACACUUAUACUAUCGAGACUACCGCUAAAGAGCAUAGCCACUAGCAAAUUGGUAUGCAAGCACUGGAAAUCAAUCGCUGAAUCUCAGUUUCUUCGUAAGCAUUUCCUCUCUCACCAUCAAAACUCGCACUCUUCGUGGUCGGUCAUGUGGAGAGACGGACGGAACAAAAACGCACCUGAAGAAGUCGUUGCUCACUACGGAUGCGACGUUUGGGGGCUUCCACGGUCCCUUGGCUCUUACGUCUCCUCUUUCAUAAACAGCAUGACAACGACGAAAACACAAGAGGUUAGAGUCUUGGCUUACACGGAAGUCGGAUUGAUUCUGAUCAUUUAUUAUUUCAAUCCCACAGGACUCGUCACAAGGAUUGAAAACGGUGAACUUUUAGGUUACAAGGUUGUCCUGAUGGAUUCAAGUAAAUGUGGAAAAGGUGUCUUAAGUUUACUGAUAUAUUCAUCUGAGACAUGCAAGUGGAGUUUUAAAACUCUCCGUUCUUCUCUCCCUUUGAGCCUUGUUUAUUGGCAACAAUCUGUUAGCAUGAGCGGAAACCUACACUGGGCCGGCACGACCGCAGACAAGAAAUACGCUAUUGUAUCCCAUGAUUUCUACGCUACUGGCACGGAGUCUGAUCGAUGCAGGGUUACAAUUAACCCUGAUGUAGAAAAUUUUAAGGAUGAUUACAAAGGAGGAGUUUGGACAAGUUCUCAAGGAUUUCUCAUGCUUAUGAACAUAUUGGAAGAGGAUAAGCUAAAAGUAUGGAGGCUAAAAAGUGGGGAAUGGGAACACGUAUCUCAGAUAUCUUCGGUUUGUUUUAAGCCCGAUUUCAAUGACAUUUUUCCGCUGGCGAUGAACCGUUUUGAUGGUGAAACAUUGUACCUGUCGAGCGAGAAUCAUAAACGUCAGAAGCGUAAACGUUUGGUAUCUACUAACUUAUACAACAAAGGCAAGCUUGGACUUCAUAACAAGUUGGAACGUACCAGCGACGGUCUCACUUUGAGUUUUACAAUGGCAAGUUCGAUAAUGGAAAGAAGUAUCUAUGAUUCAGAGCUUUGCACGUUUGUUCUCCCGCGUUGGCUUUAUCGAAUCCCUUCCUCGCCGUCCUGA
Molecule: messenger RNA, 1131 nt
Organism: Eutrema salsugineum
Lineage: Eukaryota; Viridiplantae; Streptophyta; Magnoliopsida; Brassicales; Brassicaceae
Product: F-box protein At3g28330
Exons: 2
Coding region: 1-1131 (376 amino acids)
Molecular function (GO): protein binding
Source: RefSeq, a predicted model, not a curated record